GGUACGUUGUACGUUCGAUCAUCAAAUACAAACUGCGGUCUUGCCUAGCCGGCCUUAUAUCCUUCGCUGAAUAAUCAUAUCUAACGACUUUCACAAUUAUUCUUUUACAACACAUAGUGAAAAUUUAUCGAAAAUCAUAAGCAAAAUAAUAAAUAUAAUUUUUACGUGUAAACUUUUUAUAAACAUUACGUUAUUUAAAAAUAAAUACGUACCAAUAUUUUCAACGAGUGAAGACUUAUUUUUAAAUUAAUGUUAUCUUAUCAGUAAUAUUUUCUAUCACUGUUAUCAACUAUAACGUCAGUGUUUAUUUUUGAGUUGGGAAGAAAUUAUAUCAGUAGAAGAAUAGUAUACGUGAACUAUUAUGUUUUUUGAUAAAUGUUAAAAAAAAGCCUUAGAAGGACAAUAAACUGAGAAAAUAAUGUGGUGAAGUUGUGAAUUCUGUUUGAAAUGAGUAUCGUACCAGAAAGCAAACAACCGUUACAUAUACUUUAGAAUAGUUUGUUGUUGUUAAUAAAUUGUGUACAUGCCUUACUGAAGUGUCUUCUUGAAGUUGUUUUCAAACUUAUCGCACCUGUUACUUUUAUACAAAUAAAUUUUACACAGAUUUUAUAGUUAAAUUCUUACGGUAUUUUUUAUAUUGAUACAUAAUUAUUAUAAACUAAAAAUGUUUAAAGUAAUUAAAAAAUCAUUAUUAACUUUUGUGAUUGUGUAAAAAUGAAAAAAUUAUUUAUAAAAAAUCAACAUUCGAAAUUUCGACUAUUAGAUAGAAUAUUAAAUCAAUGUUUAAAAAUAAUACUGUUCGACCAGUUCGAAUGACCGUUCUACCGGUGCAUCCGAUGCAGCCAACACUGCGGGGUGAUCCCCAAGUACCAAAUCUAGACCCUUUGCAUCCAUUUACACCGUCGGAUUUAUCAUCAAUACCUCAUAUGGAUGGAAGUCCAACACCAACAUCAAUUCAAUUAAACAACCUCAGUUCAUCAACUGUAAACAAUUCUACUGAUCCUACAUUAGACCCCGGUCCCUACAUUGUCGGGAGUCCAAUUGACCUUGGAAACAUCGAUAAUGUCGAUAAUAUUGGUCUUCAAGUUGGCUCUAUUCGGCGGGGGAGAGGACGAACGCGUGAACAUAUUGAACUUCAAGAAACUGGUUCACCGGAAUCAGAAGUUUCAGUAGGAGGAAAUAGAGCGGAAAAUGGAACUUCAUCAAGCGAAGACCGGCCGGUUGUGGUACAAGAGGAUCAUGAAGAAAGGAUAGUAUUUGUAAAUGCCCCUCAUCAACCAGCAAAGUAUAAAAAUAAUCACAUAACCACAGCAAAAUAUUCGCUACUUUCCUUCAUACCUUCCUUUCUCUUCGAACAAUUUCGACGAUAUAGCAAUUGUUUCUUCCUAUUUAUUGCACUUAUGCAGCAAAUACCUGAUGUUUCCCCUACUGGUCGAUAUACCACACUUGUGCCAUUGAUUUUUAUCCUGAGUGUAUCUGCUUUAAAAGAAAUAGUUGAAGAUUUUAAAAGACAUAGAGCAGAUGAUGAAAUAAAUAUGAGAGAAGUGGAAGUACUUAGAGAUGGAAGAUGGCAAUGGAUACAGUGGCGGAAUGUAGCUGUUGGUGAUGUAGUAAAAGUGCACAAUAACAAUUUCUUCCCAGCCGAUUUGAUUCUGCUGUCAUCUUCAGAGCCACAAGGGAUGUCAUUUAUCGAGACUGCAAAUUUAGAUGGUGAGACAAAUUUAAAAAUUCGUCAAGCACAUCCAGAAACAGCAAUGCUUAUUGAUACUGUAGAAUUAAUGAAUUUUCGUUCAAAUAUUCAAUGUGAACCACCAAAUAGACAUCUAUAUGAAUUUAAUGGUGUACUUCGAGAAACAAACAAACAAAGUGUAUCAUUAGGACCUGAUCAGCUGUUGUUGCGUGGUGCUAUAUUACGAAAUACUAAAUGGGUAUUUGGUGCUGUAAUUUAUACUGGACAUGACACUAAAUUGAUGCAAAAUAAUACAGCAACAGCACCAUUAAAACGUUCAACAUUAGAUCGUUUGACAAACACCCAAGUGCUUAUGCUUUUCUUCAUUCUUUUACUAUUGUGCCUUUUUUCUGCUGUAUUUAAUGUUUUCUGGACAGAAAUGAAUGAAGAAGGUCUUUGGUACUUAGGUUUAAAACUUAAACAUGAAGCAAUUGUAAAAAAAUUUGCAUUCAAUCUUCUUACUUUUAUUAUUUUAUUUAACAACUUAAUACCAAUAUCACUUCAAGUAACACUUGAAGUUGUUCGAUAUGUUCAAGCUACUUUUAUAAAUAUGGACAUUGAAAUGUAUCAUGCAGAAACUGAUACUCCUGCUAUGGCAAGAACAAGCAAUCUAAAUGAAGAAUUGGGUAUGGUUAACUAUGUAUUUACAGACAAGACAGGAACUCUUACAAAAAAUGUUAUGGAAUUUAAACGUUGUUCAAUAGCUGGUAAAAUUUAUGAUUUACCCAGCUCUACAGAACCUGGUUGUAGUUCAUAUGAUUGUGAUUUAGUUAAAAAUAUUACUGAAUGGCGAAUUAAACCAGAUUCUACAAAUGUAAUUAAUACUAAAAAUGCAAUUACAUCAGCAAUAUUACAUGAAUUUAUGAUAAUGCUGUCAAUUUGUCAUACAGUUAUUCCAGAAAAAAUAAAUGAUGAAAUAAUAUAUCACGCUGCAUCACCGGAUGAACGAGCUCUUGUUGAUGGAGCAAGAAGAUUUGGUUAUGUUUUUGAUACACGAACUCCUUCGUAUGUCGAAAUAGUUGCGUUAGGUGAACGACUACGUUAUGAAAUUUUAAAUGUUAUUGAAUUUACCUCUACGCGAAAACGUAUGUCAGUGAUAGUAAAAACUCCUGAAGGUAAAAUAAAAAUAUUUUGUAAAGGUGCUGAUUCGGUUAUUUAUGAAAGACUUGCAUCAAAGCCCACUGAAAUAAAUGAUGUUGAGUUGGAAGUAGGCGAUGAUUUUCGUCAAAGUACUUUAGAUCAUUUGGAAUCAUUUGCUACUGAAGGAUUGAGAACUCUUUGUUUUGCUUCAGCUGAUAUACCAGACAAUCGUUAUGAAUGGUGGAGUGAAAUUUAUCACAAAGCAGAAAUAUCAAUGUCAACACGUGAUAGUAAAUUAGAAGAAGCGGCAAAUCUUAUUGAAACAAAAUUAACAUUGCUUGGAGCAACUGCUAUAGAAGAUCAUUUGCAGGACCAAGUACCAGAAACACUACAAGCACUUAUUCAAGCAGACAUAAAUGUCUGGGUAUUAACUGGAGACAAACAAGAGACUGCAAUUAAUAUCGGAUACUCUUGUCGUUUAAUAACUCAAUCAAUGCCAUUAAUUAUCGUCAACGAAAGUUCCUUAGACAAAACGCGAGAUGUUAUUAUUCAACAUUGCGCUGAUUUUGGACAAGAUUUACGUUGUCAAAAUGAUGUUGGUCUUGUAAUAGAUGGCAAUAGCUUAAAGUAUGCGUUGUCUUGUGACUUGAGAAGAGAUUUUUUAGAUUUAUGUACCUCAUGCAAAGUCGUAAUAUGUUGCCGGGUAUCACCAAUGCAAAAAGCUGAAGUUGUCGACUUAGUUACAAGUAAUACAAAAGCUGUUACUUUAGCAAUUGGCGAUGGAGCUAAUGAUGUCGCAAUGAUACAAAAAGCUCAUAUUGGUGUCGGUAUUUCCGGCGUUGAAGGCCUACAAGCUGCGUGUGCUUCAGACUACUCAAUAGCUCAAUUUUGUUAUCUUAAACGUUUAUUAUUUGUCCAUGGAUCAUGGAAUUAUAGUCGAAUGUGUAAAUUGAUUUUAUAUUCUUUCUAUAAAAAUAUUUGUCUGUAUGUUAUUGAAUUGUGGUUUGCCAUUUAUUCGGGAUGGUCCGGUCAAAUUUUAUUUGAAAGAUGGUCUAUCGGUCUUUAUAAUGUUGUGUUUACUGCGGCACCACCGCUGGCAAUGGGCCUCUUUGAUAAAGUCUGUUCUGCUGAGACUCAUCUCGCGCAUCCGAGACUAUACGCUGCCAAAAAUACUAACGAAUCGACGUUUAAUAUUAAGGUCUUUUGGGUUUGGAUAAUAAACGCUUUAAUCCAUUCAUCUCUACUGUACUGGUUAUCACUUUUGGCAUUAGAGCAAGAUGUUAUAUGGGCCAAUGGUCGAGAUGGUGGUUAUAUUAUUCUAGGAAAUUUUGUAUACACUUAUGUAGUAGUUACUGUCUGUGUUAAAGCAGGCCUCAUUACGAAUUCAUGGACAUGGGUAACUCAUUUAGCAACAUGGGGAUCAAUUAUUCUAUGGUUUUUAUUUAUUUUAAUAUACAGUAACUUUUGGCCAGUAUUAAAUGUUGGUGCUGUUAUGUUAGGUAACGAUAAAAUGCUUUUUACUUCACCUGUUUUCUGGCUGGGGCUUAUUCUAAUACCUACAGCAGUUUUGCUUGUCGAUGUGACAGUAAAGGCUGUGACAAAUACAAUGUUUAAAUCUCUUACGGAAGCAGCGAGAGAGCAGGAAAUUAAAAAAUCCGAUCCAGGCGAUUUAUUCACCAAUCAAGAUUACAGAAGCUCAAAAAAAUAUCAUAACAAGAAGCAAAGAACGAUGGUGCGAUACAUGAAUCGGUGUUUAUGUAUACUUCGAUUAUCUCGACGAAGACGAGCGAAGAUUUGUCCGUUUACAAUUGUCGCAUCACCUCGUUCAUGGUUUCAACAUUCGUUCAAGUCACACCCACACUCUUUAAGAAAUUGUACUUGUUAUACUAAACACAUUUUUUAUUCAACCCGUUCACAUGAUGUUCAUUACAAAAUUAUCACUUGUGCAUGCCGAUCACAUUACGUUGUAAGAAUCGAUUGAUUAAUUAAGUAAUUGGAAAUAUAAUAAAUUUUUUUUUUUUAAAUCUGCUAUAAUAUUUUAUUUUUACAAUAUAGUAAUAUCAUUUUAUAUUUUCUGAGCAUAAAAUUUUGCUACCAUGAGCCGAUGAAAAUUAAAUAAAAUUUUAUUAAUACGUUAUUUAUAAU
Molecule: messenger RNA, 4954 nt
Organism: Microplitis demolitor
Lineage: Eukaryota; Metazoa; Arthropoda; Insecta; Hymenoptera; Braconidae
Gene: ATP8A
Product: probable phospholipid-transporting ATPase IA
Exons: 10
Coding region: 780-4790 (1336 amino acids)
Biological process (GO): phospholipid translocation
Cellular component (GO): plasma membrane
Molecular function (GO): ATPase-coupled intramembrane lipid carrier activity; ATP binding; ATP hydrolysis activity
Source: RefSeq, a predicted model, not a curated record